CCGGGUCCCGCGUCACUCCGGAAGCCCCCGAGUUCCGGAAGCCUGGAUAACCCAGAUUCUGCUAGGAAAAGGCAAGUUUCCCAGAGAAUGUUUCAGGACACUUGAGUUGCGGCGUGGGCGUUUCGCAGACUCCUAAGCCCCUGGCAAGUAUGAGGCAAGGAUUUCACAGAACUUGCAGCAAAAAUUCCCACCGUCUUUGCUGUAGACUAUCAAGUCUUGAGGAAGCUGCAGGAAGGGGAAAAAGAGACCUUCAGAGAAGACAUGGCUCCCAAAGAAGAGAAUACAAAGAGUGCAAAUAGAGUGUUAAGAAUAAGUCAGCUGGAUGCACUUGAACUAAACAAGGCCCUGGAGCAGCUAGUUUGGUCCCAGUUUACUCAGUGCUUUCAUGGAUUUAAGCCAGGGCUGUUAGCCCACUUUGAACCAGAAGUGAAAGCAUUCUUGUGGCUUUUCCUGUGGAGGUUCACCAUCUACUCCAAAAAUGCCACUGUGGGACAGUCAGUUUUGAAUAUUCGGUACAAAAAUGAUUUUUCUUCGAAUCUGAAGUAUCAACCACCAAGUAAAAAUCAAAAGCUCUGGUAUGCUGUUUGUACAGUUGGUGGGAGGUGGUUAGAAGAACGAUGCUAUGAUUUGUUUCGAAACCGUCACUUAGCAUCAUUCGGGAAAGUCAAGCAGUCUGUGAAUUUUGUGGUGGGACUUUUGAAAUUGGGUGAGUUGAUUAAUUUUUUGAUUUUCCUUCAAAGGGGAAAGUUUGCAACUUUGACAGAACGUCUCCUAGGCAUUCGUUCUGUGUUUUGCAAGCCCCAAAACGUCCGAGAAGUUGGCUUUGAGUAUAUGAAUAGGGAACUUCUCUGGCAUGGUUUUGCAGAGUUUCUGAUUUUUCUUUUACCACUUAUCAAUAUCCAGAAGUUAAAAGCCAAGUUAUCUUCAUGGUGCAUCCCUCUUACUGGUGCUCCUAAUAGUGACAGCACACUAGCCACCAGUGGCAAAGAAUGUUCUCUGUGUGGAGAGUGGCCCACUAUGCCUCAUACCAUAGGAUGUGAGCAUGUUUUCUGUUAUUUCUGUGCUAAGAGCAGUUUCUUAUUUGACAUGUACUUUACUUGUCCUAAAUGUGGAACAGAGGUACACAGUGUGCAGCCACUGAAAUCAGGAAUUGAAAUGUCUGAAGUGAAUACUCUUUAAAAUUGUUUCCUCUGAGGAAAAAUGUGUUAUACUAAAUCCUUAAUGUUAGUCAUCCGAAGUAUACCAAUUAGUUUUCUUUUAUAAGGCAUGUGUUUAGCCACUGUCUUCUCUUCCUUCCCAGGCAUGACUAAAUUCUAACCACUGGAUAUCUCUUGAUUCUACAUUAAAUGUAUUAUUAUUUAAAAAAUCAUUGCAUUCUAACUCUGACUUUAAAAUAAAUAAAUAAAUCUUUUUUAAAAAAUCACUGCAUUCAGUUUUCCAUGUCAAUAAUAAUGGGCAGUUUUGUAAGAUGACUACUAAGAACACUUUUCGAUUUUGCUGCUUCCUAGAAAGAAAUUGGACUCUAAAAAUAAAAGAUUUUGGAGACUCUGGGAUGAGUGUGAAUUUAUUUUCAGAGAAGACAUAAUAUAAUCUGACAAUGGACAGACCCUAUUGUUUUCAGCCUAAAGUUCUGAUACCUCGGUUGUGGCUAUAAGCUUUUCUCUGAAACUGUUUGUUAAGAGCUUCAGUCUAUCACCAUCAGACACUUCCCAGUUGUCUUCUUACAUUUUCAGAAAUCUGCAGUUACUUAAGGCAGCUUAAAUAUGAAAGCUGGGGGCUACUGAGGACAGCUGGCCUGAAGAACCCUGCUUAUUAGGUCUCCAUCUAGCCUUUGAUUCAGGGCAUAUAUUAACAGCAAGCAUACUGAUAGUUUUGUGCAGUAUCAGAGGUUAGUACAGUAUGUAGCAACACAUAUCAAGAUAAUUUGUAUAUUUUUUCAUUCAUUUUUCUCUGUAUUUUUCACUUAAAACUAAUAAAUGAACUUUUAGCUAAAUAACCAUGUGAAAAAUAUUUUUAAGUUACUUUCCAAAAUAAUAGCAUUUAUUUGUUUUGUUUAAAGAUGUAUUUAUUUAUUUGAAAGUCAGAGUUAGAUAGAGAAGGAGAGGGAGAGAGAGAGAAAGGUCUUACAUCCACUGGGUCAGUCCCCAGUUGGCCACAAUGGCCAGAGCUGCACCAAUCUGAAGCUCGGAGCCAGGAGCUUUCUCUGGGUCUUCCCACGUGGGUUCAGGGGCCCAAGGACUUGGGCUAUCUUGUACUGUUUUCCCAGCAUAGCAGAGAGCUGGAUUGGAAGUGGAGCAGCCUGGACUCGAACCGACACCCACAUGGGAUGCCAGCACUGCAGGCGGUUUCCUUAUCCACUACACCACAACACAGGCUCUGCAUUUAUUUGUUUUUAAAAGCUUAAUUGAGGCCAGUGCUGUGGCUCACUUGGCUAAUCCUCCGCCUGCAGCGCUGGCACCCCGGAUUCUAGUCCCAGUUGCUCCUCUUCCAGGCCAGCUCUCUGCUGUGGCCCGAGAAGGCAGUGGAGGAUGGCCCAAGUGCUUGGGCACCUGCACCCGCAUGGGAGACCAGGAGGAGGCACUUGGCUUCUGGCUUUGGAUUGGUGCAGCGCUCCUGCCUUAGCAGCCAUUUUGGUUAACCAACGGAAAAGGAAGACCUUUGUCUCUCUCUAACUCUGCCUGUCAAAAAAAAAAAAAAGUUUAAUUGAAAGGCAGAGCAACAGAGAUAUGGGGGGAGAGAGAGAGAUCUGCUGGUUCACUCUCUAAAUGCCUGCAACACCCAGAACUAGGCUAGGCUGAAGCCAGGAACCAGGAACUGCACCCAGUUCUCCCACAUGGGUAUCACGUACUCAAGUACUUGAGGCAUUAUCUGCUGCCUUCCAGGUGUGAAUUAGCAAGAAACUGUAUCCAAUUUGGAGGCAGAAUUCGAUCCUGGGGAUGCAGACAUUCCAAGUAUUAGGCUAACCCACUACACCACAACCCUCACCCAGGCAUUUAUUUUUAAGCCAGAUUCGAGUACUGAUUCAAGUCCCAGCUGCUCCCUGCAAUUCAGCUCCCUACUAAUUUGUCUGGGACGGCACUAAAAUAUGGCCCAAGUACUUGGGUCCCUACUACCCAUGUUAGAGACCAGGAUGGAGUCCCUGGCUCCUGGCUUUGGCCUGCCCCAGAUCUGGGUAUUGUAGCUAUUUGGACAAUGGAACUAAUGGAAGAUCUUUUUUUUCUCUCCCUUUUCAGUCUCUGCCUUUCAACUAAAUAAACAGGUAAAUCUUUUAAACUCUUAAAAUGAUUGUAUUAGGCUUUUCUCACUACAACUAAAUACCUGAAAUAUGCUACUAAUGAUGGAAGGAGAUGUAUUUUGGCUUACACCUUUGGUGGUUCACAGUCCAAGAUCAGACGGACCCAUUGGUUUUGCUAACUGAUGAGGUGGUCAGUGACGGAACAUGUAGGGAGAAAUGAUCACCUGGCAAACAAAAGCAGGGAGAUGAGUGGCUAGGCCCAACUCAGGCUUAUAUAAGCAACCCUCUUGCAAAAAACCACCUUCUGAGGACAUAGCCUAAAAGAAACUAGGAUCUCUCACUAGAUUCACCUUCUAAACACGUUAAUUAAAUCAAGCCUCCAGCCCCCAACAUAAGCCGGUCCACAACCUUGGAAUUUAAAUGUCUGCUGAGUAAAGAAGCCAGAUCCUUUUUAACCCAUAGCAAUAAUAUCAAAUCAGAUUGAGCAUUGGUUUGCCCCAAAUCUUAACUUAAAUGUCUUGAAAAACCCAGUUGUUGGCCGGCACCGUGGCUUAACAGGCUAAUCCUCUGCCUUGCGGCGCUGGCACACUGGGUUCUAGUCCCGGUUGGGGCGCCGGAUUCUAUCCCGGUUGCCCGUCUUCCAGGCCAGCUCUCUGGUAUGGCCCGGGAAGGCAGUGGAGGAUGGCCCAAGUGCUUGGGCCCUGCACCUGCAUGGGAGACCAGGAGAAGCACCUGGCUCCUGGCUUCGGAUCAGCACGAUGCGCCGGCCACAGUGGCCAUUGGAGGGUGAACCAACGGCAAAAAGGAAGACCUUUCUCUCUGUCUCUCUCUCUCACUAUCCACUCUGCCUGUCAAAAACAAAAACAAAACAGUUGUUAUGUAAUAAGCAUCUUGCUUGAAAAAUAAGAUGUUAUAGUUCAACUUCCAUUCAAUAGGCACUUAGGUUCCAAGUAUUAAUGU
This is a messenger RNA of Lepus europaeus (European hare), 4195 nucleotides long. RefSeq names its product peroxisomal biogenesis factor 2 (gene PEX2). Gene Ontology annotation, molecular function: zinc ion binding. Gene Ontology annotation, cellular component: peroxisomal membrane. Gene Ontology annotation, biological process: protein import into peroxisome matrix. Lineage: Eukaryota; Metazoa; Chordata; Mammalia; Lagomorpha; Leporidae. Bases 262 to 1179 code for a protein of 305 amino acids. The record is from RefSeq and is a predicted model, not a curated record. The transcript has 3 exons.